Messenger RNA from Aspergillus heteromorphus CBS 117.55, 729 nucleotides. RefSeq names its product YjgF-like protein. Gene Ontology annotation, cellular component: mitochondrion; cytosol. Gene Ontology annotation, molecular function: deaminase activity. Lineage: Eukaryota; Fungi; Ascomycota; Eurotiomycetes; Eurotiales; Aspergillaceae. The record is from RefSeq and is a predicted model, not a curated record. The transcript is spliced from 4 exons. The coding region runs from base 135 to 515 and encodes 126 amino acids.
CUCCCCCUCAUGUUCAGCUGUAGCUCUCGCGUCCUUUUCUCCCGGCUUGCCUCCUCUCGCUUUUCUUCUUCUUCCUUCCCCCCCUCCACGUUUACCUUCCUCGUCCCAUCGGCCCCCACCACCACAUCGCCACCAUGUCCACCGGUCUCGACAUCGUCCACACGGCCCACGCCGCCCAGCCCGUCGGCCCCUACUCCCAGGCCAUCAAGGUCAACGGCCAGAUCUUCCUCUCCGGCCAGAUCCCCCUCACCAAGGACGGCGUCCUCAUUGAGGGCUCUAUCACCGAGAAGACCCGCCUCUGCUGCGAGAACAUCAAGGCCAUUGUCGAGGAGGCCGGUUCCAGUGUCGAGAAGAUCUUCAAAGUUACCGUCCUCCUCGCCGACAUGGCCGACUUUGAUGAGAUGAACAAGGAGUACGCCCAGUUCUUUGCCCACAAGCCCUCGCGCUCAUGCUUUGCUGUGAAGCAGCUUCCCAAGGGUGUGCCCGUGGAGAUCGAGUGCAUCGCUUUGGCUUAGGCGAGGUUGUAGUUGUCUAUAUAUCGUUGACGCAGAUAUUCAAGGGGAAAACCCAUGGUUGUUUGUUGAUAAGGUUACCGUGGUAGUGGCUCCCUACAACGUCAUCCUGAUUGUUUCCAGUGCGGUGCGGUGUUGCUGCUGUGAUUAACUAUCAUUAUGCUAUGUAAAACUCGACAACUUCCCAAACAAACGUCCAACCCGCAGGUUAAUGGCU